AUGUCGCUGUUAGCCUCGGGGCUAAUUGCCAGCAUUGCGGUCCACGCUACCACACCAAAGUACUGCGCCAGCGGUGCCGACAAUGUCUGUUUUCGUUUUGGCAUCCCCCAAUCAUCCGCCAACUCCGGAACCGGCAACAUAUAUUUUCAAAUCCAAGCGCCGUCGACAUACUCAUGGGUAGCUCUCGGCACGGGCGAUCAGAUGAAGGGGUCCAACAUGUUCGUGAUGUACCAAGAUGGGUCGGGUAACCUGACGUUAUCAUCCCGCCUUGGCACCGGGCAUUCGAUGCCGGAGGAGGACACCAGUUCUUCGGCGGCAGCCUUGGGUCUGCUUGCGGGCAGCGGAGUGACAAAUGGCGUCAUGGUUGCAAACGUCGUCUGCCCAAACUGUGAAACUUGGAACGGAGGCUCGCUCAGCCUGACGGACACUGCGUCGAAAUGGAUUGCUGCGUGGAAGUCAGGACCAUCUCUGGCGACUACGAGCAAGAGUGCAAGUAUCAGUCAGCAUGAUGACCAUGACCAGUUCCAACUCGAUCUCACCAAGGCGACUAUUUCUUCCGACAGUAACCCUUUCCUCGAGGCAGACACCGAAGACCCGGAAACCGGAAGCGGAGGUGGCAGCAACGGCGGAGGCGGCAGCGACGAUCCUGGAGAUGUUGUAGGACCUGGCAAUCCAUUCGCGCCUGUUAUUGGUGGUAGGCGCAGGGAUGCGGCUUUGGUUGCACAUUCUGGCAUCAUGACGGCCACCUUUGCGGCUCUUUAUCCCUUGGGCUCAAUGCUCAUGCCACUGGCCGGAAGCUGGAUUGCCCACGCCGUUUGGCAGACCGUUGCCUUCCUCAUGAUGUGGAUUGGCUUCGGCCUCGGUAUUCAUGUUGCGCAAGAAAGGAAUAUGCUCUUCAACAACACACACACCAAGCUCGGAACAGCCAUUGUAUUCCUCCUUCUUGUCCAGCCAGUACUCGGAAUCAUGCACCAUAAAUACUUCGUGAAGUACCGCGAACGCGGUGCGGUCAGUUAUGCUCACAUCUGGUGGGGUCGUAUUCUCCUGAUUCUUGCUGUCGUCAAUGGUGGUCUUGGUCUCAAACUCACCGAUGCCAGCAACUCGGCCGUCAUUGCUUACUGCAUUGUUGCAGCCGUCUGUUUUGGUAUCUACGCCAUUAUCAAGUCAUGGGCAAUCAUCCGCCGUGGCCGUCAGGGUGGUGCUCAUUUCCGGAAAAGUGACAACUUCACUCAUCAACAGCGAUAUCCAGUUGGUCGGCAACCUUACAAGCCAAGAAACCGGGUAUAAGGAAGGGAAGAAGUCUUGAGAAAGCAGCAAGCAUAGCUAUGCUGGCUUGGAAAUGAACAUUUGAAGAUAGUCAGCGGUAGUUUCCCGUGUUGGCUUGAGGGAAUACGAUGUUUUGGGAGAUACCAAUUAUAGACAGGAGGCUUGUGUUUAACAAGAGAUGGGAUGAAACGGUGAUCUGAUGUUGAUCCAUCACUGAUGAGUGGUGACGGUCUUGGCUGGCGCUGGCUAGAUGUGGUUGAAGCUGUACAUUAAACACAUAUCAACAACCAGGGAAACAUUGUGUAAUUGUAAAGUAAUGAAACACAAGCUUGGGUUGAGCUAGAUCAGUCAUGACAAGAACACAGUGGAAGCCGACUUUUGGACCAACCUUAUGUCAGACUAAAGAGUGGAAACUGGGGAUGUCCCCACUCACCACCCUGGCUUCUCC
Neurospora crassa OR74A is the source of this 1714-nucleotide messenger RNA. RefSeq lists its product as hypothetical. The transcript is spliced from 3 exons. The record is from RefSeq and is a predicted model, not a curated record. The coding region runs from base 1 to 1287 and encodes 428 amino acids. NCBI's taxonomy places the organism in Eukaryota, Fungi, Ascomycota, Sordariomycetes, Sordariales, Sordariaceae.